UGAUUGGUUCGCGGAGUCGCCGGGCCCGCCGUAAAAAGUCUCGGCGCGCGUGUCCCGCUCCGAACUCGCCGUCGCCAUCUUCGCAGGUGUGACACGCGUGCCGAUAUUCCCGCUUCUCCCGCUUCUCCCGCUUCUCCCGCUUCUCCCGCUUCUCCCGCUUCUCCCGCUUCUCCCGCUUCUCCCGCUUCUCCCGCUUCUCCCGCUUCUCCCGCUUCUCCCGCUUUCUGUCGUCAUGGCGGCUCGCCCGUUUGCUGUCGUUCCGCGCUGCGUCGCGGCCCUCGCCGUCGUCGUCGUCGCCGCCGCCGUCGUCGUCGUCGUCCUGGCGCCGGUGCCGCCUUGGCCGGUGACCUGCGCCGACGGCGGCGCGGCGGAGGCGGCGAUCCUCGGCGUCCGCCACAUCAACGAGCAUCACAAGCACGGCUUCAAGUUCCGGUUGCAGGAGAUCGUCAGCAGCGAUUACCGACAGGUCCCCGGAGGUUGCGACGUGGUCUUGAGCGUGAAGCUGGUGCAGACCGAUUGUCACGUCACCAACCCCAAAGCGCACGACCGAUGCGACGUCUUUCGACAGGACGAACGGGGCGCAGGGGCCACCUGUACCGUCGAGCUUUCGGUCACAUCCGGUGUGGCCGCAGUCACCAGACACCAAUGCGCCACCAGACCAGAUCCGAGCAACGAGGAGAUGUCUUGGAUUUGUCCCAGCUGCCCCGGGUUGUUGCCUCUGGACGACCCGACUGGCGCCGUGGCGGCGCAGGAGGCGGUGAUCAAGUUCAACCGGGAGAGCAAACGCCGGCAUUACUUCACCCUGCUGGAAAUGGCUCACUUGACAAUCGAGUACAUCCCGUCUAGCGGCACGAUGACCUUGCUGAAGCUCGCCCUGGUGGAGACCACGUGCCCCAGAGAGGCCACGCACACGUUUGCGCCCUGCACGCCUCUCUGUCCGGACCGAGCCAAUCACUUCUUUUGCUCCACCUCCUAUUACAACUUGCAAGAAGUAUUGGGAGAACUUGUCUGUGAAUUAUAUCUGCCAAAAAAUUCCACCCGCCUGCCGGCCGGUGAGCCGGAGCCCUCGUGCGGGCCUCUGUUCCACCGAAGUCCGGAGGCUUCCGCGUGCAAGGCGCAGCUGAGCGACCCCGACCCGUCCGUCCACCACAUUUGUCCCUUCCCGCUUAAGUGAUGGAAACUUGAUUAAAAAGUUCAAAGUUC
Phyllopteryx taeniolatus (common seadragon) is the source of this 1203-nucleotide messenger RNA. RefSeq names its product antihemorrhagic factor cHLP-B-like. The transcript has 7 exons. Lineage: Eukaryota; Metazoa; Chordata; Actinopteri; Syngnathiformes; Syngnathidae. Gene Ontology annotation, biological process: negative regulation of endopeptidase activity. Bases 233 to 1174 code for a protein of 313 amino acids. Gene Ontology annotation, molecular function: endopeptidase inhibitor activity. The record is from RefSeq and is a predicted model, not a curated record. Gene Ontology annotation, cellular component: blood microparticle; extracellular matrix; extracellular region.